AUGCCUGUUCCGACAGGUGCAAAGGUAAUCGCUCAAGCGCUUCACGAUCUGGGAGUCACGGUCAUUCACACCUUGGUUGGGAUUCCCGUCGCCGAAAUCGCGGAGGAAGCAAUUGAUCUGGGUAUCCAUGUGAUAGGCUACCGGAACGAACAGGCUUGCAGCUAUGCCGCCUCGGCUUAUGGAUACCUCACGGCGCGACCAGGUGUUUGUAUACUGACUGGCGGGCCGGGAAUCCUCCAUGGGACAGCAGGUAUCGGCAAUGCGUCAGCAAACGCAUUUCCACUCAUAGUCCUGGGAGGAUCUUCUGAAUCCAGCCUGUCCACAAAGGGAGGCUUUCAAGAAAUGGACGCAGUCUCUCUGUUGACGCCUCAUACCAAGUUCGCGACUCGUCCCACGUCAAGAGAUCCUCCUACCAUAGUGGCAGCCAUCCGCAAUGCGUAUCGAAUCGCCUUGUACGGACGACCUGGCCCGACAUUCGUGGAUCUACCCACUGAAAUGAUCAUGGAGCCCGUCAUUCCUGCCGCCACAUCAACAGCAUCUCACUCGCCCAUUGUCGUCUCUCCCCCACCAAAACCAGCAGCGGAUCCAGACCUGGUUCGCUCAGCCGCGAGGCUUCUCAAAUACGCCUCGUCACCGCUCGUCAUCGUCGGCAAAGGCGCAGCAUACUCUCGCACCGAGCACUCCAUCAGUAAUCUCGUCCAGGCGCACAACCUGCCCUUCCUGCCGACACCGAUGGGUAAAGGCAUAAUUCCUGACUCUCAUCCACUGAACACGUCCUCUGCCCGAUCAACGGCGUUGAAGCAUGCCGAUGUGAUUCUCCUCCUGGGCGCUCGGUUGAAUUGGAUCCUCCACUUCGGCGAGGCCUCAAAGUACAGACCAGACGUCAAGAUCAUCCAAGUCGAUAUCUCGGCCGAGGAGCUCGGUCGGACGAACAGCCUAGGCCAGCCGGCUCUCAGCAUCUUCGGGGACAUUGGCCUCGUUGUCGACCAAAUCCACCGCGAACUCGGGGUCAACUGGAAAGCACUCCCACAAGCAACGAUCCGCCUGCCACCCUCAGCCCACUCACCAUCCGAAUCGAGUUCGUACAUCACGCUUUUGUCGGCAGCUGCCUCCAAGAAUGAAGCCCGCUCACACAAGCUCGCAACCACGCCAACCCCCAAGGGUGGGCACCUCACAUACGAACGGACUUACCACAUCAUCAAAUCCACACUGGACGCGCUGGGGGCAGACGAGAUAAUCUACGUCUCCGAAGGCGCGAAUACAAUGGACAUUUCUCGCGCCGCGUUCCCGCUCGAGCGUCCCCGCCGGAGACUCGACGCGGGGACGUACGCCACCAUGGGCGUCGGCAUGGGCUACGCGAUCGCCGCGUGGGCCGCGCAUAAUCUUCCACGUGGGCCCCAAGGGCGGCAGAAAAAGAUCAUUGCUCUAGAAGGCGACUCGGCCUUUGGGUUCUCCGCCAUGGAAAUUGAAACCAUGGCGCGCCACAACAUGGACGUCAUGAUCGUGGUGAUGAACAAUAGCGGGAUCUACAAGGGCGAUGCGUUGACAAAGGGGGAGUGGGAUCAAAUGCAGAGGCAGACUACGCACGGCCUCAGAAGCACAUCCCUCCUAUACGAGACGCGCUACGAAAAAUUGGCAGAGAUGGUCGGGGGCAGAGGCUGGUUCAUCCGCACGGAAGAUGAGUUGGCCCGCGCCGUGAGGGCCGCGUUUCAGGAAAGAGAAAAGGUGUGUCUCUUGAAUGUGAUUAUCGAUCCCGGGUUGGAUAGUGCCGCGCAGUUUGGGUGGAUGGACCAGAAGGAGAAGCAUGCUGGCUCCGGCGUGGCCCAAGGGGAGAGUAAAUUGUGA
Cladophialophora yegresii CBS 114405 is the source of this 1845-nucleotide messenger RNA. RefSeq lists its product as uncharacterized. The record is from RefSeq and is a predicted model, not a curated record. The coding region runs from base 1 to 1845 and encodes 614 amino acids. Gene Ontology annotation, molecular function: magnesium ion binding; catalytic activity; thiamine pyrophosphate binding. The transcript is spliced from 3 exons. Gene Ontology annotation, biological process: fatty acid alpha-oxidation. NCBI's taxonomy places the organism in Eukaryota, Fungi, Ascomycota, Eurotiomycetes, Chaetothyriales, Herpotrichiellaceae. Gene Ontology annotation, cellular component: peroxisome.